AAGUCCUCGUGCUUGGUUUGAAAAUUUUAGUCAGGUUGUUGAAAAAUUUGGUAUGAUGAAGAGCAAGUUUGACCAUUCUGUGUUCUAUAAGUAGUCAAUAGCUGGUAUCAUUCUAUUAGUUGUGUAUGUGGAUGAUGUUGUUAUCAUUCGAAGUGAAACUACGGGAGUUUCAUAUAUUAAAUCUUUCAUUCAUACUCAAUUUCAUACGAAAGACUUGGUGCUGAAGUAUUUCUUAGGUGUUGAGAUUAUGAGGGGUAAAAAAGGUAUAUACCUAUCUUAGAGAAAAUAUGCUCUCGACUUAUUAACUGAGAUAAGAAAAUUGGGGGCAAAGCCUUGUAGUGCUCCAAUGACUCGGAACAUUCAUUUCACAAGAGAAGGGGAACUAUUUGAACAUCUUGAAAGAUAUCGAAGAUUAUUUGGGAAAUUGAAUUACCUUAUCAUAACUCGUUCGGAUAUUGCAUAAUCAGUUAGUAUUGUAUAUCAUCUCCAACCAUUCAUCGUUGGGCAGCAUUAGAAUAAAUUUUGUGUUACUUGAAUGCAACACCCAGACGAGGUAUCGUAUAUAAAAAUCAUGGGCACACUUAUAUUGAAUGUUUUUUGGAUGCAGAUUGGGCAUAUUCCAAAAUGGAUAGAAGAUCUACUUCAGGUUAUUGUAUCUUUGUUGGAGGAAAUUUAAUUUCAUGGAAGAGUAAGAAGCAAAAUGUUGUGUCAUGAUCAAGUGCAAAGUCAGAAUACAGGGCUAUGACACAGUCUCUUUGUGAGAUAAUGUGGAUAUAUCAACUCUUGAUUAAAGUAGGACUUAAAAUUUCAGUACUAGUAAAAUUGUGGUGUGAUAACUAAGUUGCUUUUCAUAUUGUAUCGAAUCCUGUGUUUCAUGAGCGAGUUAAGCACAUUGAAAUUGAUUGUCACUUUGUUCGUGAGAAAAUUCAACAAAACUUGAUUUUUACAAUAUAUGUGAAGAUUGAAGAACAACACGGGGACAUAUUCACAAAAGUUCUAAGUGGAGUUCGGGUUGAUUAUCUUUGUAACAAGUUGAGUAUGAUUAAUAUCUAUGCUCCAACUUGAGGGGAAGUAUUAUAUAUAAUAGUUACCAUAUUUGUAUAUACUAUUUGUUACCAUAUUAUCUAUAUAUAUUAGGUAAUAUAUAUAGGUGAAUUAGGCAAAUUUAUCAAUUAGUCUAAUUAUAGUUUCCUAAGAUAGAUUGUAGUUUGUAUAUAAAUAUAUCUGCUCUUCAAUAAAGAAGAUAUUCUUUUUUCUCAAAAUCAUCAGUGUAGUUUCAAGAAGAUGUCUAUUCUUACGUUCAGCCAAACCAUUUUGUGAUGGAGUAUCAAUAUAAGAGGUUUCAUCAAGCAUGUCAUUUUAACUCAUAUGAGAUUGGAAUGAACCGGAUGUAUAUUCCUUGGCAUUAUCACUUCGUAAAGUACGGAUGGACGUAUUGAACUUGAUUUUAAUCUCAACACAGAAGACACAAAACAAAGAAAAUAACUCAGAACGAUUUUCCAUUAAAUAUAACCAAGUUACACGAGAAUAAUCAUCCACAAAAGUUACAAAAUACCUAAAAUCAGGUUUAGACAAAAUAGGACAAGGACCUCAAAUAUUAGAAUGAACUAAUUCAAAAGGAAUAGUAGCACGUUUAUUUAUUCUAGGACUCGAAGUAAGACGGUGAUAUUUUGCAAACUGAUAUUACUCACAAUCUAAUGAAGCCACCUUACCAUAUUGUGGACAAAGCUUUUUGAGCAAAGGGAGAGAUGUAAUUUCUACAACAAUGUUUUCUCAUUAAUCGCAUGUCAUCCUUUGUUCUUUAUGGUGAGAUUCUUUACAAAAUCUUUUUUCCCUGUAAGCUGUUGUUUCCUGUUAAACCUAGGAUAUUUGGUAGGUGGUAGCACUUGUUUUGUUUGAGAUGUUCAUCCGCAUAUCACUAAAUUAGAUCCUAAGUCUUUAAAGUAUAUCUUUCUUGGUUAUUCUUGUCUUUAGUAAGGUUAUAGGUGUUAUUGUUCCAGUAUUAACAAAUAUCUUGUCUCAAUUGAUGUUACUUUUAUGGGAGAUACACCUUAGUUUCUAUCCUCACCUAUUUCGACUUGUCAGAGGGAGGAUGAUGAUUUGUUGAUGUAUUCUAUCACAUCCUCUACACUCGUCCCAGAAUCGACUCUUGUCAAGCCUCCUAUUAUUUAAGUUUACUCUAGACAUCAACCUCUUGAUUCAUGUCCUACACCUACUACAUCGUCAUCAGAUCAAGUCCCGAGCAAUGAUCUUCCUAUUGCGUUACGUAAAGGUAAACGCCAGUGUACUUAUCCUACUUCUUCUUUUGUUUUUUAUAACAACUUGUCAUCUUCCUCGUGUUCUUUUAUUGCUUCACUUGACUCUAUCUCUAUUCCUAAAAUUGCCCGUAAUGCUAUAUCUUAUCCUGGUUGGAAAGAUGCAAUAAUAUAGGAGAUGAAUGCUUUGGAUGACAAUGACACUUGGGACUUGACUGAUCUACCUUAUGGGAAAUGGACUAUUGUAUGCAAAUGAGUAUUUGUAGUUAAGGUGAAUCCAGAUGGAUCGGUUGCCAGAUUAAAAGCACAUCUUGUUGCUAAAGGCUAUGCUUAAACCUAUGGUGUGAAUUAUUCUGACACUUUUUCUCCUGUCACAAAGUUGACAUCUGUUCGAUUGCUUAUUUCAAUGGCUGCUACUCAUAAUUAGCUUUUACAUUAACUUGAUAUCAAGAAUGCUUUUCUUUAUAGUGAUCUUCAAGAGGAGGUGUAUAUGGAGCAACCUCCUAGGUUUGUUGCUCUAGGAGAGUUAGGGAAAGCUUGUCGUCUUUGGAAAGCUUUGUAUGGUUUAAAACAAAGUCCUCGUGCUUGGUUUGAAAAAUUUAGUUAGGUUGUUGAAAAAUUUGGUAUGAUGAAGAGCACGUCUGGCCAUUCUGUGUUCUAUAAACAGUCAGUAGCUUAUAUCAUUCUAUUAGUUGUGUAUGUGGAAGAUAUCGUUAUCACUGGAAGUGAUACUACAAGAAUCUCAUAUCUUAAAUCUUUCAUUCAUACUAAAUUUCAUACGAAAGACUUGGUGAUGAAGUAUUUCUUAGGUGUUGAGAUUAUGAGGAGUAAAAAAGGUAUAUUCCUAUCUUAGAGAAAUUAUGUUCUUGACUUAUUAAUCGGGACAUGAAAAUUGGGGGCAAAGCCUUGUAGUGCUCCAAUGACGCAGAAUAUGCAUCUCAUAAGAGAAGGGGAACUAUUUGAACAUCUUGAAAGAUAUCGAAGGUUGGUUGGGAAGUUGAAUUACCUUACCGUAACUCGUUUGGAUAUUGCAUAUUCUGAGUGUUGUCAGUCAGUUUAUGUCAUCUCCAACCAUUCAUCAUUGGGCAGCGUUAGAAUAAAUUUUGUGUUACUUGAAGGGAGCAUCCGGAUGAGGUAUCGUAUAUAAAAAUCAUGGAUACACUCAUAUUGAAUGUUUUUCAUAUGCAGAUUGCGCAUGUUCCAAAAUGGAUAGAAGAUCUCCUUCUGGUUAUUGUAUCUUUGUUAGAGGAAAUUUAGUCUCAUUGAAGAGUAAGAAGCAAAAUAUUGUAUAACAAUCUAGUACAGAGUCAGAAUACAGGGCUAUGACAUAGUCUGUGUGUGAGAUAAUAUAGAUAUUUCAGUAUCAGUAAAAUUGUGUUGUGAUAACCAAGCUGCUCUUCAUAUUGCAUCGAAUCUUGUGUUUUAUGAGCGAACUAAGCACAUUGAAAUUGAUUGUCAAUUUAUUUGUGAGAAAAUUUAACAAAAUUUGAUCUCUACAGGAUAUGUGAAGACUGAAGAACAAUUCGGGGACUUAUUCAUAAAAGCUUUAAGUGGGGUUCGAGUUGAUUAUCUUUGUAAUAAGUUGGGUAUGAUUAAUAUCUAUACUCCAACUUGAAGGGGAGUAUUAUAUAUAAUAGUUACCAUAUUUGUAUAUACUAUUUGUUACCAUAUUAUCUAUAUAUAUAGGUGAAUUAGAUAAAUUUAUUAAUUAGUCUAAUUAUAGUUUCCUAAGAUAGAUUGUAGUUUAUGUAUAAAUAUACCUACUCUUUAAUAAAGAAAAUCAUCUUUUUUCUCAAAAUCAUCAUGGGGGAUGGUGGGUGAAAGGAAAAAGAAUCCCUCGUGACGAGGUCAAGUAGAUGAACUCCAGCUUGAUGUGGGUUGGUGAGAUCAAGUAGAUGAGGUUGAGUAGACAAAGUUGGCAAAGAAGAUGUAUUAAUGGGGGUUGGCAAAGUGAAGACUCAGCACGAGUGGCGACAAGUAGGCUUGGUGGGGACUGCCAAUGGUAGAGUCUUAGUAGGGGUUGAAGAUGAUGGAGGCUCAAUAAUGGUCAAAGAUUAGCAGGUGUGGGUGUAGGGACAUGCAAUCUGCAGAGAAGGCGUGAUUGAUGGUUAAAAUUGCCUAUUGGCGCUCAAUCCCUUCUCUUCCAUCAAACAAGUAGAUAACAGUAGAUCCUCUCCUUUCCCUCCAUCCUGUUCUUUACUCCUACUUCCCUUUAGCUUCCCCUCCUUAGAUUACACAGAAUGUAAGGAGAAAAUUCCUUGUUGGAUCUGGGUUAUGCUGUAAAUAUGACCAGUUUUGUAUAAUAUCGGAUGUCUCCGAAGAGACUCCAAUUUUGUAUAAUAACAUCUAUUGAUUGUGGUUUUAUAACAGUCCCAGUAGUUGCCUUUUAAAUUUUCAGAAGUGUUUACAUUACUCUACUGUUGUAUAUUUACAAUUUAUAUCUUUGAUGGUUUGAAUUAAUUGAAAAUGCUAGAAAUGAAAUUCAAAAUUAUACUAGAGAAGUUAUGCUAGAUAGUACGAACGACCAAUAAAUGUUUUAAUUAACAAAUACGCACAUUAAACAAGGAAGAGGAAAAUCAAAGAAGACUUUGUUAGAAAAUAUAAAACAAGAUAAUAUUUAUUUAAAUAUAGAUGACGAUAUAAUAGGGGAUAGAGUCUAAUGACGUAGAAGGAUCCAUAUAGCUUACUCCACCUAGUAGAUUAAGACUUGGUUGUGGUUGUAUGCUAGAAAAGUUAUUUGAAAUACAAUCUUUACCAUACAUUGUUAUCUUCUAUGCAAUCCUCUUAACUCAUCUAAAUGCCAGUCUUAACAUAUAUGAAGCAGGUAGCUUAAAACAGUCAAUAAAGAGGCUGAUUAUAACUGACAUCAGAACUUUGUGCAAUCAUGGAGCAAGGGAGAUCUCAUGAUUAUAGGAACCAUGGUGGAAACUAUAUUUUGUUAAGAGAUGAAGAUCCUCGACUGACAAAGUUUGACAAGCGUCUUCCAUGCUUUGGCUGUGGUAUAGGGUGGUCCUGUUUGCUUUUGGGAUUUUUGUGCCCAUUGAUAUGGUACUGUGCUGCAAUUUUCUAUCUGUGCAAAUACUACGACAAGGAUCCACGUGAGCGAAGUGGGCUAGCUGCUUGUGCAAUAGCUGCAUUGGUCUGUACAAUUCUAGCCUUCAUCGUGGUAGCUGUAUUCUUCUUCUAGUCGAUCUCCAAUUUUCGAUCAAAUUUGGGCUGCAUUACCCCCAUAGAGUCACCUGAAUGGGAAGAUAAAGGCACUGCCAAUCUACGAGUUUCCCCAUCAUUCAACAUAUGUUCAUUUCUUUCAUUCUAUAUACUCAUGUUGUAUCAUUGUAGGAAACUGCAUUUACAUAUGUAUGUGUGUGUUUUUGCAUUGUAUCAAUACCGACAUUUUGAACUGAGGCAAACAAGAAAUUGCAGCCAUGGUUCUAUUA
This is a messenger RNA of Zingiber officinale, 5692 nucleotides long. Its product is annotated as 60S ribosomal protein L18a-like protein. The record is from RefSeq and is a predicted model, not a curated record. Lineage: Eukaryota; Viridiplantae; Streptophyta; Magnoliopsida; Zingiberales; Zingiberaceae. The transcript is spliced from 4 exons. The coding region runs from base 5140 to 5442 and encodes 100 amino acids.